Molecule: messenger RNA, 909 nt
Organism: Fomitiporia mediterranea MF3/22
Lineage: Eukaryota; Fungi; Basidiomycota; Agaricomycetes; Hymenochaetales; Hymenochaetaceae
Product: NmrA-domain-containing protein
Exons: 6
Coding region: 1-909 (302 amino acids)
Source: RefSeq, a predicted model, not a curated record
AUGACAAGUUCCGAUAAGCAUUUGAUCGCUGUUGUCGGGGCUACUGGGGCUCAGGGUGGCAGCGUUGUGCAAUAUUUGCUUAAUGACCCGGAUCAUACUUUCCGCGUUCGUGGAUUGACGCGUAACGUGGAUUCUCCAAAGGCCAAAGAAUUGGCGAAACGCGGUGUCGAAGUUGUCAAGGCUGAUCUCAGCGACGCGGACAGCGUACGCAGUGCAUUCAAAGGGGCCUAUGGCGUAUUCGGAGUCACGAGUUUCUGGGAGCUGUUUUCUGUUGAAAAGGAAAUUAAGCAAGGAAAGACACUUGUCGACGCGGCUGAAUCUGCAGGAGUGAAGCACUUCGUCUGGUCGACUCUGGACCAUACAUCGGACCCAGAAGUGCCCCACUGGAAUUCCAAGGCUGCAGUAGACGAUUACAUUAAGCAAACAAAUCUUCUAAGGACAUCGCUCUACACCGCGUUUUACUUUGAGAAUCUACUGAAGUUCCCGAUUAAGAAAGAUGACAACGGCAAACUAGUCGCGGACUGGCCAUCAUGCCUGACGGAUGGCCCGAUAGGCGGAUUCAGCGUUACUGAAAUAGGAGCGUAUGCGCUUGAAGCGUUCAAGAAGCCAAAAGAAUGGAUUGCGAAGGACAUGCGCAUCGUUUCGGACAUAUUCACCCCAAGGCAGUAUAUCAAGGAUCUUAGCUCGAUAACAGGCUGUGAGAUAAGUAUUGUCGAAACUGAUCGGGCGAGGUUCGAUUCAACCAGAGCAACUGGUGAAGAAAUUUGGGCCAAAAUUACAGAAUUAUUCUACAAGCAUAUGCCAAAGCGAGACCCUGAGUUGACCUUGCGUAUCAAUCCGUCUCGAAAAGACCAUCGUGCAUUUAUUGAGGCUAACAAAGAAUUUUACCUUACCUCGUUCAAGUCUUGA